This is a messenger RNA of Nymphaea colorata (pocket water lily), 1219 nucleotides long. RefSeq lists its product as uncharacterized. Gene Ontology annotation, molecular function: asparagine synthase (glutamine-hydrolyzing) activity. Lineage: Eukaryota; Viridiplantae; Streptophyta; Magnoliopsida; Nymphaeales; Nymphaeaceae. The record is from RefSeq and is a predicted model, not a curated record. The transcript has 6 exons. Bases 104 to 718 code for a protein of 204 amino acids.
CUGCAUAUACCGAGGCUUUAAUUUAACUUUUGGUUAAUGCAGAUGGCGUCUCGUGGAAAUUGAUGCUGAUCUGUCAAAGCUGGAUUCAGAGUCAAAGCAUGUUAUGUCACUGAUUAGUCCAGCAAAUACAUACAUGGACCUUAACAUUGGGAUAGCCUUAUGGUUGGCAGCUGGUGGAGAUGGCUGGGUAAAUGAAGGAGCUUCUGGAAAUUGUGAAAAAACCGCUCAGCGUCAUAAGUACAAAUCAGAAGCUAGAAUUUUAUUGGUUGGUUCAGGUGCGGAUGAGCAAUGUGCUGGCUAUGGUAGACACAAAACUAAAUAUAGGCAAGGAGGUUGGCUCACGUUGCAGGAGGAGCUGAAGUUGGAUAUGCAAAGAAUCUGGAAAAGGAACCUUGGCAGAGAUGAUAGAUGCAUUUCUGACCAUGGAAAAGAGGCUAGAUUCCCUUUCUUGGAUGAGAAUGUUAUAAGAUACCUGUUAGAUGUUCCUCUGUGGGAGAUUGCUGAUCUUGACCAAUCGACUGGCAAAGGCGAUAAGAAAAUCCUAAGAGAGGUUGCUUGGUUGCUGGGACUGGAUAAAGCAGCUACCUUACCGAAGAGAGCAAUCCAGUUUGGCUCCAGGAUAGCAAGAGAAUCAAACAAGAAAAAUUUUGGCAGCAAUCGUGCUGCAAACCAGGCGUCUGCUGGUGGUGUGGUAAUUCACUCUUUGCUGCAUCGAUAGGUGAUUGUUUCAGCAUCUAGAUCCAAGAACUUAGAUAUGGUGACCUUGCUUGUUGUGGGUUCAAGUUAAACCAAGUGAGUGGUGGGUCGGCCAUUGGAUAUCAGCAUGAAGGUGCCACUGGAGCCAAGUGAGCUAGAUUUAGUUGUAGAAUUGCGAAGGGUAUCUUACCUUGGUGCAUUGCCUUCUUCCUUUACACUGAAUCGGAAUGGUCAUUUUCAAUCGUUUAUUUGGCAAGUUUGUAGCUUUAGUUGUAUUUCUCUUCACGUUAUGUGAAGUAGGCGAAAGAAAUGAAUGGUUCCAUUUUGAAUAUUUUUUUUUCUGCUAUUUGUUAAAGUACUUCUGAAUAUUAAAUAUCAAAAAUGUAUUUUUGCAAAAAGGUCAUAUUUUUCGAUAAAAUUUUGAAGAGGUGCAGGUUGAACCUGCAUCUUCGGUAUUAUAGCCGGUUGCUUCCAGUGCCGCACUCUUGGGCACUAAUUGGAAACAGGAUGUUAGGGUGUUAUA